Molecule: messenger RNA, 3789 nt
Organism: Aedes aegypti (yellow fever mosquito)
Lineage: Eukaryota; Metazoa; Arthropoda; Insecta; Diptera; Culicidae
Product: G-protein coupled receptor 39
Exons: 13
Coding region: 1321-3459 (712 amino acids)
Biological process (GO): neuropeptide signaling pathway
Cellular component (GO): plasma membrane
Molecular function (GO): neuromedin U receptor activity
Source: RefSeq, a predicted model, not a curated record
CUUGAACCGGUCGGUUCGGUUGCUGGUUCGCUGAGUCCUAUCCGGGGUGCCGUUGGCUUUCGGUUUUCCUCCUAAGUCCAAGAAGGAGUGAUGUGAGACAAGGAUUAUUAAGAUUUCGUGCCGAUAAUUGAACUUUGAUCCGCGAACGCGAUUUUAGCUGAAGAUCACUUGGAGCAGAUUGUAAUCUUGGGGCUCUGUCGUGAGUUUUGUGAUUUUGGAGUGUGCGAAGCAUGGAAUCAGCCAGAAAAAAGUAGGUAGUAAAUGACUGCCUUUGUGUGGAAAUUGUUGCGCUAGCGUGACGAAGAUGAUUUGUGAAAAAGCUAAAUGCAUGUGUGACGUGGCACGGGGCGUGAUGCCGUGGUCGACCAAAUUGAGCUAAUUGAGUGAAAAGUGUUUGAUUAAUUGAGGUUAACCGCAACGGUGGAUUGGCGUGACGGUUAUGAUGUUGCAGCAUCGUUUUUAUGCGGAAGAUCUUGGCGCGCAACCCGCAAGAACCGUUCCUUGGAGCAAAUCUCAGUGCAGCGAAAUAAAUUAGAAAAAUGUGAACACAGAUUUAUCGCUAAUGAAAAACAGUGUACUUAUCACUAUUUAUAAGAGGACGCAAGAUCGAAAACGGUGCAACAGGGAAGAAAAAAAAGUAAUAAAAGCGAAAUUGGCUCCUUGUUGGCUGCCUAGAAGAAAACGGCGGUAAAGUGCAUCCCCAAUGCAUUUAUAGAAAAAACGUGAAGAGAAGAAAAGUGCAUCCAAAGUGCUGGUUGGAAACAAAAUCGAUUACAAAGGCGGCGACCCAUUCGGUCGGAAGUGGAAAAUUGUUUCAACGUCCGUUUAUACACCGUUUUUCUCAAAACUUAUUACGGCGAAGGAGCGGAAGCAAAAAAAAGAAGUGAUGUCGGUUACUGGGUGACGAAGCACGAUGGUUACUUAAAAGUUGGAACACUCAAUUUCGAGAACGAGUAAAAUUUUGCUGGCAGAUUCCGCGCAAUGUGUUCGCCUCAGCUAAUAGCCUAUAAACGUGCAAAUAUUGAACAACCUCAAAACGGUACCAACAGCAAGAACAACGCUCUGAUGGAGCCAGUGAUAAUGUUUUCUAUGUGCCACCAACCAUCAACACUAUCUUCAUCGUCUUCCAUCAACGUCGGCGACAUCAACAACGGUGUAGUUGAGGCAUUGGAGCACGAUUCCGACGACGUCCGAUCUCCAAUCCGAGUGUCACCUCAUUGAAAAGCACUUCAACGGUAACCGGCAUCGGUAUCCUUUUUAACGGCUGCCUCUUUGUACCUGUAGGACGGUGUGCGAACGGCGCGGAGUCACCAAGUCAGGAUGACUUUCCACAACUUCGACGACGUUGGCAGUGGCACGAUAGAAUCGAACUGGACAAACGCCACAACCACUGCCAGGACCACGACCACCCUCCUCACAGCACUUCUGACGACUUCCCUCGGGACGUCAUCGUCGGAACUUGGUGUUGUUCCAUCGACCGCCACAUCCACCUUGCUGGAUACCGGUUGGUGGACUGACUACGGAAAUGGCACCGCGCUGGAGGGAUACGCUGGCGUUAGUGCGAGGUGGCCAUUCACCGGUGAAAACUAUUCGACCCACGGAAAUCAUGGACUCACCGGAGCGGAGGAAAUCGUACCACCGUACGACCGGUGUGAUCCAAGAAACGAAAACUUCCAGUGCACCGUGCAGGAGUUUCUCGAGUACGCCCGGGGACCCCAGCAGAUGCCGCUGUCGACAGCGCUGUUGGUGACCAUUCUCUUCACGGGGAUCCUCAUUACCGGCGUCGUGGGCAACUUGAUUGUGUGUCUAGUAAUAAUUCGACAUCCUCAGAUGCACACCGCCACCAACUACUAUCUGUUCAGUUUGGCAGUAUCCGAUUUGAUCCUGCUGCUGUUGGGUCUGCCGUACGAAAUCAGCCUCUACUGGCACCAGUACCCGUACAACCUGGGGUUGGUGUUCUGCAAAAUGCGCGCUCUCAUGUCGGAGGCAUCGACUUACGUGUCGGUGUUGACGAUAGUGGCCUUUUCGAUGGAACGGUUUCUGGCCAUCUGUCAUCCAUUGCACCUGUACACCAUGUCCGGAUUGCAGCGCCCGGUUCGCAUCAUUGCCGGCCUCUGGAUCGUCAGUCUCUUCAGCGCAGUGCCUUUCGCCGUGUUCACCGAUAUCGAUUACAUUCUCUACCCACCGACCCAAGAGAAAAUCGAGGACUCGGCUUUCUGUGCGAUGCUGAGCAAUCCGGAAGGAAUUCCCCUGUGGGAGCUGUCGACAUGCCUGUUUUUCGCCGGCCCGAUGGUGGUGAUGAUUGUUCUCUACGGCCGGAUGGGAAUGCAAAUCCGCUCCCGAACGCAACGAACCGAGGAACUGGGAGUGCGAAAUGGUUCCAUUAACGGUCCUAAGGUAUCUCAGUCGAAAAAGGCGAUUAUCCGGAUGCUAGCUGCCGUUGUGAUAACGUUCUUUGUGUGCUGGGCGCCGUUUCACGCCCAGAGGUUGCUCUUUCUGUACGCGCGGGACUGGCAGCACUUCAACACGGUCAAUACGUGGCUGUUUUCCGUCGCGGGAUGGCUGUACUACGUUUCGUGCACCGUCAAUCCCAUCCUGUACAACGUGAUGUCCCACCGGUAUCGGGUCGCUUUCCGGGAGACACUUUGUGGCCGGCGGCGAGGCUUUGGCACCAGCUUUGCGCGGGAUCAAUCGAGCUUCCGCGAAACGACGGUUGACGUGAACCUGGGCUGCGAGAGCUCCAAGCUGCUCCGGGCUCGAUCGAUGAUGCAAUCUAGCAAACGGUCCCGCUACAAAGGCGCUCUCUACACGUCCAACAGCGUGCGAUACAGUGGCGACCAUUACAUCCGGCGGAACUCCCUGCAGAUGGGCGGCCACAUUCCGGGAAGUCGCGCCUCGCUCUCACCAAACAUGCCAAGCGACGUCGUGGUCAUGCUGGAAAACAAGCUUAGCGGUCGAGCACGUUGCUACACCACAUCGGCCUCAACGCUGACGACGUCCACAACGACGACCACGAUGACCACCGCCACCACCGGGGAAAACAUCCUCAAGGUACCCCUGAUAAGCAUCAACGGUGGCACGGGCUGUCUCGUCAACAAUAAUGUAAAUAGCAUCAACAACAACUCCACCAAUAAUGCCAUCAUUCCCACCGACAACAGCAACAACAUCAACCGUAGCAUUAGCAAGGAAAACAACCUUUCCAACGCAUCCACCCCGGUUCCGUCUUCUCGGGCGUCGACCAGCAGCCUGUCAAUCGAAAUGGCACUCGAUACCAGCAGCAAACAACCGCCACCUAACCGGAACGACUUAUCCCUGUCUGACCGAACAGACAGCAACGAUUCCCACCAGCACCACCCUCAACAGCAUCCCAAUCCUAAUCAUCAAUUAAUUAACGGCUACGGAAGCGAUAAAAGCGCCAGUCCUGCUGGAAGUGCUGUGAUGCGUGAGACAUGUAUUUAACGGCUACCUUCAUCAUAGCAGCUACCACCGAGGCCUCCGCCAAACAGGAUGACAACGACCCCAAGAAUAGCCGCAUGGUCAGCUCAGUAUCGAGGAAUGAAACCCGAAGCGACAAGCCGUUAAAGCUUGCUCUGCUUCAAUUAUAGAUAUUGCUGCAACGUGAUAAGAUGGCUCGCAACGGCGUAUCGUCGUCGUGUCGAUUGGUCGAUAUGAGUAAAAUCGAGAGAAAUGUGGCAAUGAAAAUUGAAAAAACUUUAACGUUCAACGCUCCGUCAUCGUAAUCAUCGAACUUCAAAAGUAGUUUUUCUGUUCAAAACUAAAAAUUAUUCG